This is a messenger RNA of Penicillium angulare, 915 nucleotides long. RefSeq lists its product as uncharacterized. The transcript has a single exon. Lineage: Eukaryota; Fungi; Ascomycota; Eurotiomycetes; Eurotiales; Aspergillaceae. Bases 1 to 915 code for a protein of 304 amino acids. The record is from RefSeq and is a predicted model, not a curated record.
AUGGUUAGAUUUUCUGAAGCCAUGGCGAGUCUCAUGAGAAAGUUCAAGAGGAAACACGUUCUUUCUACGGACAUGCAUAACCGCUGGGGCGAUCCUGCGAUAAGUUACCCUACCGAGGGGUCAUGGAACCAGUGGAAUCAGUCCUCCGGUUUCGCGGCCAAUGCUUCUAUAGAGCCUCCUCGUCAUGCCGAGCCAAAUGAGUCAAGACGUUAUGCACCACCGGCCUCUGUCGCACCACAGCACCAUAAGGACUGGGAUGACUUAGGUUCCCAACACAUUUACACACCACCUGAAACAACACAUGAUAAAAAUUUUCCCAGAGGCUAUUUCGAUGAAAAUAUUCGACAUCGUACCGAGAAAGCACCAAAGACUCAGAUGCAUGGUCUGGGAAUUGAAAAACCUCGACACGAAACUCGAAACAACAGCAUCGAUAGCGAGAUGGACAUGCACUCUGACUACCAAUGCGACGAGGACUCUUGCGACGAAGAAGAUGAAGAACGCGAUACUCUAGGUGACUCUCGUGGCUUGAUGUAUCGUGGCUACACAACUGGAGAUAUUCCACGUCAUGUGGGACGCGAAGAAUGCGGCUCUUACUUAGAUCGCCCAGCCCCGUCGCCUUCAUUAUCGGUUACUUCUCGUAUGCGCCGGACCAGUACACAAAGUUCAACAACGCAAGCCUCUUCCGUUUCGGGGACUGGCUCCAGGCGUACGAGCUAUACUGCUGCAUCCUCUGUCUCGGCACCUUCGCUUCCGCCAGAUACGCCUCGUUUCCCAUCCAAUACUAUGAAUACCAUGUCUUCUGCGCACUCUUCUGCAAACGCAGAGAAGCGACCUGUCUAUCGUCCAAAGCCCCGGGAACCUGAGCGAUCCACUCGACAACAGAUGGUGCCAUCCUACGAUGAGCUUUAUGGAUAG